Molecule: messenger RNA, 2085 nt
Organism: Penicillium griseofulvum
Lineage: Eukaryota; Fungi; Ascomycota; Eurotiomycetes; Eurotiales; Aspergillaceae
Gene: xanB
Product: isocyanide synthase xanB
Exons: 2
Coding region: 1-2085 (694 amino acids)
Molecular function (GO): oxidoreductase activity
Source: RefSeq, a predicted model, not a curated record
AUGGUCGCCUUGGCACCUGGUGCGGACAUUGUUCCCACUACAUACCACCCCGCCGAGAAUGAAAUUUGUCCGUUCAAGAAUCGAAUGCCUACGAAAGCCACUAUGGAGAUGGAUGUGGAGGCCAUGUCUGAAUAUGACAGCACCGAUUCGACUAUCAACCCAAACGGCAAUGGUAACCAUCACGCACAAAAAGUGGUUGACGGACCGAUCGCCUCUGAAAUCUCGAAUGGAAUGUCGGAAAAUGAGGUGAUGGCUAUGAAUGUGUUGAAGAUUAUCGAAAGUUACGGUGUUGAUUUUGAGAAGCCCGGUAUUUCCUGGAAGGGCUUUGAGUCGUUCGUUCCAAUUGUCUCGGAUCAAAUUGAGAAACAGCAGCCAAUCCGCAUGACCUUGCCUGCAUUUCCUUUUAAGUCACCCAAUGCAAGCAGUAAAGUGCUUGGAAAUAUGCCCGAUUUCGGUGAAGAAUUGGCCUUAGCCCAUUUGAACGGACUUUGCCAGAACAUCGGUGAAGUAUACGCCCCUGGCGCCGAUGUGUACAUCAGCUCGGAUGGACUUGUAUACAAUGAUAUUCUAGGUGUCCCAGAUGAAACCGUUUGGGAUUAUGGAGAGACCCUACGAAAAAUGGCCAUUGAGAAAGAGCUCCAUCACGUCAAAUUCAUUCGACUUUUCGAACUUCUCAAGCACCCAUGGUUCCAAUCUUCAACUCCAGAGGCCGCAAAGGCAGUCUAUCUGGCUCACGCCAGCUGUCUCCGCCGAGAACUGAUGUUCACCUUUGCCGACCCCAGCUUCGACGCGACGGAGGCUAUCAAAACCGACAAUGAUACAUGCCUGACAUACCGCGGUUACAUCAAAUUCCUCACCAAAGAUCUAGCCCAUCAGGAGGAGACCAAAACCAUGUCAAAACGCGCUCGACAGGCACAGAUUGCCGAUACGGCACGACAAAUGAUCAUUCGAGGCAAAAUGUUCGCGGCGGCUAUCAGAGCCAACCGCAAAGACUACGUCCGAUUGUCGAUCCAUGAGUCCGCUGGCGAGAGAAAGCUUUCUGUCUCGCUUAUUCCACAGACUCGAGGUACACUGGGGUAUACACCUUGGCACUCCUCUGUGGCUGUCGGGCAGGACGGUUCAUAUCGCACUGUCCAUGCCGAAGACGUACGCGAUACGCACGACCUGAUUUAUAAAAACGGACAGCCAUAUUUCUUCCGCGAGAAGUCAAGUGUCUUUGACUGGACGGAGAACGGUCUAUCCGUCAAGUUCGAGCAUCUCUACCCCUGCGGACUGAUCAUCCGCCCUGCGGAUAUCGACAAUGUCAAUCCGCGGCCGUCGAUCCGUUCCAUCCCCAUGAAAAAGGUCCGUCAGCUAUCGAACGGCAUGUCACCAAUUAUCCUACGUGGAUUCUCCGAGACUCUAGAGGAAGAACUCUACGUCAAGAAGGGCGAAGAGCUGGGCACUAUUCUCCCGUGGAGUUUCGGUAUAAUCCAAAAAGUACGGGACAACGGACGUUCUGACAAGAUGGGCAACAACGUGACAUCGAACGAGGCUAUGCCGAUGCAUUUUGACGGGAUGUUCAAGUUCGACGAGAUCACGGACCCAGAAACGGGCGAGAAGAAGAAAGUCCAACGCCCACCUGGCUAUCAAUUCUUCACUUGCCCCGCCACCGCGCCAAAGGGCAAUGGAUACACCUUGUUUGCGAGCUCCAGAUUGUUUUUCCGGUACCUGCCUCUCCCGUGGACUGCUGAGCGUCUUGAGAAAGUUACAUGGGCUAUGGAUAACGAUGGAUUCUGGGAUGCGAAACUAAAGAAUCUACCGUUGACCGUGAAACAUCCUGUUUCUGGACUUCCGUGUCUACGUUGGCAUCAGCCCUGGGACUCGACUAAGACUAAAUUCUCAACGUGUGAUGUUACGAUUGAGAAUGACGAUAAUGAGUUGGUUCAGAUUGUGGAUCGCAUUACAUAUGACUAUAGAGUUUGUCUUCGCUUUGGUUGGGAGAAGGGUGAUCUAUUGAUUAGUGAUAACACUGCUAUGUUGCAUACUCGCACUGGAUAUAUCAGUGACUGUGAUCGGGAACUGUGGCGAAUUCACUGUGACUGA